AUUUGCAGGAAGUGAUUUAUUUACUUGGACACCGCCCGAAAAUUAUGUAGUCAGCGGCAGGAUUAAAAGAGAAAUAUUUAUCAUUUGCCUUAUUGAUACAACUAUAUUAUUACAAAAUGUUUGAAAUUCCUGAUGGAGAUGAUGAUUUAUGGAAUGACGAUUGGUUUGAACCAUUUGCGAAAAUGCAGGGCAAGAAUGGGUCAGAGAUCAAGGUCAAGGAAAAUCCUCGCCACACUCCUGUCCUAGACAAUGAAUGUCUCUCUGCAAGUAAAUCAUGCAGCAGUGACAAGAAUAACAGAUCAGCCUUGGCCACAAACAUGAGCAACAACCAGCAACCAAAAAUUUCCGCAAACAAGCCUGGGCCUAAUAUAAUUUUAAAUGAGCUACCAAGUAAAACUGCUGCUGCUGGUGAUAUAUUGAAUUUGAGCACUAAUAUAGUGUCUAAUACUAAAGCAGCUGGUGGCAGCCUUUGUUUGCAAAGUGGCGACAGUUCCAAUCAACUGACAAAUCAAUCAUCUCAUAAUAUGUGCAUCAAUAUAAGACAAGUGCCUGCUGGCAGUAAUGAAGAAAGUGAAGUAUUUGCAAACAUUUUCCCUCUACCAAGCAAGUCUGUUGUAGACCUCAAGACACCAAAUCGGAAAAGGAAAUUUCCAGGUCCUGCUGGUAUACUUCCUAAACUUAGCAGUGGACAGUGUUUAGAUGCCCUGUCUCCAAGCAUCCUUGCUAACCAGAGAGUUUCUCCAGAGAUCAGCAAAUCCCCCACGGAAGAAUCAUGCCCAGUUCUGUCCCAGACCAGUGAAGAUGUGUUUGUGGACACCCCAUGGCAGUCUCUGAUGCGAGACCUUGGUACAGAGGCACCCAGGCUGCUCAACAAGUUCUCUAUAGCUGCCACACAGCUUCUGGCAGGCAAGAAGCAGUUAGUUAACGGGAAGGCUGCCCUGGUGUUUGGAGUUAUUGACAUGGUGGAGAGCCAUGGAGCUGAGGCUAGCAUCACAAUCAGGGACCCUUCAGGUCGGAUGCAUGGCACCGUGCACAGAGACUUACUGAAGGACCACGAAGCAGAGAUGCAGACUGGAACAUGUCUGGUCCUUAAACAGGUGAGCAUCAUAAGUGUUGGGAGCCGCAAACACUAUCUGAACAUCACGCCCAACAACCUGGUGUCCGUGUACCAGACCAGGCAGGGGGAGCUCACCUCGCGCCACUUCCACAGCAGCCAGGACUCUCUGUAUUCUGUGCUAGCGGCCCUGGAAGCCAAGGCAGCCUCGGAGCAGAGUAGUCUGAACAACAGCCUCACUGGAACCCCACAAUCCAGCUCAGGACGGUCCAGAUUAUCAAGCACUGGCACUCCCCAGCUUACUGGACGACUUCCAACAACGCCACAGUUGAAUCAGUUAUUCUCUGGACCAGGUUACAGAACACCAAAUUCAGGUUACAACACACCAGUCUAUAACAACUCUGCCCCCAACUCAAGAAGUGGGACACCUUUAGUGGGGCAAAUGGUUAACGGCCAGAAAACAUUUAACUCGGAAACAAAAAGUAUUUUAACGCAAACAUCUCAUCGUGGUCAAAACAUAAAUACUGAUACGCCAAUUCCUUCUUCCAAGCUAGGAUUUGACUUCAAAUCAAAGGAGUCAUUUUCAAAUGGCGAAAACACCAAUGCAAGCAAUUUGUAUAGUGGUCAGAAUCAAAACACUGCAGCAAAUGUGGGAAAUAGACAAGAGACAAAUUGUCCUCGAAAUAACGAUGCUUCAAAGAGAAAUGUUUCAAAUUGUGACAGUGGGAGAUCUCAAACCAAUUCUAAUCUAUUGAUCACAAGUGUUGUAACUGCUGGUAAGGUAUUAGGUGGAUUUCAAAACAAAUUGUCAAUUGAUAAUAUUUCUUGCAGCAUGAGAAGUGACACAGAAAAGUUUUUAGGGACUUCAAACACUGAUCUUCAGAAUAUUGGUAAUACAUUUUUGAAUUCAAGAUUAACAGUUGGAAAAGCUGUGAACAUUCAAUCUGCAAAAGGUGAUGGAAAAACUAUGGACAUUCAGUCUGCAAAAAGUGAUGGUAAAACUGUGGACAUUCAGUCUGCAAAAAGUGAUACAUUUUCUUUUACAAGAGCUUGUGAUCUCCAUAGUUCUACACCAAAUGUAAGCAACAGAGGUCGGUGGAAGUUCAGAUCACCUUCAUAUCAAAAUGUUAGUUUACCAAAUUCACCAAAUGUUGGAAUAAAUCAAUCAUGCUCUAACCAGGAUCUGUCCUUUGCCAAAUCCAAACUGGAUGAUAACAGCAGACUUAUUCCAGAAAUCCCUGCUAGAAAUCAGGGACAGAGAAACUGCCAACUGAGUGCUGUUGCUCCAAACACAAACACACAGAACACACAGAUAACUUUGUCCCCUAUUGAGGUAUCUGAUUGCAUUUUCAAGGCGAAGAAAUUACGAAGUGAUGCAGCAGUACCGAACAGUCGUUUAGCCAAUCCAGUAACUUCUGCCAGCACAACUAAGGUUGGAAAAUCUGCAACAGAAGACCCACUUUGGGAUGAUGAUUUAAAUGAAGACAUGCUGUCACAGCUUUCUGAGGACUUCUGAUUUGAAAGAACAGUUUAAGGAAAUGCAAGCAAAAGUUUUAAAAAGUUCAAAGCUGGUAAAAUUGAAUCAGUAACAUUGCUUAGAAUCAUAAGACAUUUACCUUUAUUGUUUUAUAUCACUAAACAUGUACUUGAACUUUGUUUUUGUCUUAUGCAUGAAUAAAAGUUUUAAAUUAA
This is a messenger RNA of Dreissena polymorpha, 2746 nucleotides long. RefSeq lists its product as uncharacterized. Bases 117 to 2570 code for a protein of 817 amino acids. Gene Ontology annotation, biological process: recombinational repair. Lineage: Eukaryota; Metazoa; Mollusca; Bivalvia; Myida; Dreissenidae. The transcript has 10 exons. The record is from RefSeq and is a predicted model, not a curated record.